This is a messenger RNA of Agrilus planipennis (emerald ash borer), 1811 nucleotides long. Its product is annotated as probable L-galactonate transporter. The coding region runs from base 148 to 1689 and encodes 513 amino acids. The record is from RefSeq and is a predicted model, not a curated record. Gene Ontology annotation, molecular function: transmembrane transporter activity. Gene Ontology annotation, biological process: transmembrane transport. The transcript is spliced from 8 exons. Lineage: Eukaryota; Metazoa; Arthropoda; Insecta; Coleoptera; Buprestidae. Gene Ontology annotation, cellular component: membrane.
CAUGCCGAAUUUUAUUAUUUAGUCUAGUCUAUCAACUGGACUCUACACGGUAUGAAGUGAUAAAAAAAUUUUAAUAGGUAUUAGUGAUAAGUAACUGUGCAGUUGUAUUUCUGACUUGAAACCGUUAGAUUUGUUGCUAAUUUAAAGAUGCUAAAUUUCAGGGAAGCUUUCAGAGUUCUAGGACAGAAACUUGCAUUUCUUUACAAAACAUACGUCUUGGUUGUAGUAACGUUUACAUUCGCGCUAGGAGAGUUAGGUCAUUAUUUGAUUGGAGUUACAUCAAAGGAUAUUUUUUCUGACAUACAUUAUGGCGAUAUUUCCUGUCAGUUAAAUAACACAGAGUACCAUAUAUCGGAACUUCCGAUACCAUGCAGCGCCGCCAACGAUUCAGACACUUGUCUCUCCUAUGCCAUUAAUGGCACCCCUUACUGUGAAUGGAAUUACAACGGAUUAGGAUUGGACUACCAAAUCCUAGCAGGACCCAGUUUCAUUGCUGUCUUUACCGUAUUCGGGGUAAUUUUCGGAAUACUGGCUGACAAAUUCCAUCGUGUUUAUAUGUUGUCCGGAUGCGCGUUUGUUUUUGGGGCUUCAGUGUUUCUUUGCGGACUCAUCCACGAGUUUUGGCAGUUUGUCCUGUUGAGGAUGGUGCUAGCAGCAGGGGAAGCCGGUUGUAAUCCUUUGUCCACUGGAAUCCUAGCUGACGUGUAUCCCCCAGAACAGAGAGGUCUUGCAAUGUCUAUCUUUAACUGGGGGAUCUAUGUUGGAUAUGGGAUCGCUUUCCCAUUGGGCAGAUAUCUUCCAUUGCGAAACUUUUUCAAUGCGGGUUGGAGAGUGGCCUAUUGUGGAACUGGUAUAGUAACAGUUUUGCAGGCUUUCGUUAUUCUGACUUUGAAAGAGCCCAAAAGGCAAGGAGCUUCACCCGAAUCUAACGCCGUAGAUACAGCAGAUAGAGACAAAACAAUUUUGCACGUAAUAAUUGACCCAAGAAUGAUCAUGUUGGUAAUUGCUUCAUCCAUAAGACACACAGGUGGUAUGACGCUUGCAUACAAUUGUAACCUGUACUAUGCCACAUAUUUUCCUGACUACGAUUUGGGGUGGGUUCUGUUUGCUAUAACCCUUGUGAUUGGUAGCGCCGGAGUAGUAGUUGGAGGGGUGUUUUCUGACAAAGUGGUCGCUAAAUUGGGAGUAAGGUUCAGAGUUUUGGUGUUGCUCGUGAGUCAGGUUAUAGCCAUACCCUUUGCUUUUGCUGCCCUGUAUUGCGAACCCAUCGGGGCCAUGAUAACCCUCGCGAUAUCCUUCUUCUUUGCUGAAAUGUGGUUUGGAAUUAUGUUUGCCAUUUUAACCGAGAUUGUACCCGACCAUUUAAAGUCGACAACUAUUGGAUCGUUUUUGUUUGUGAUUUACAACAUCGGAGGGAAUCUGCCCAUUGUUGUUGACCCCGUUUCGAAAGCUAUAGGUUACAGGGAAGCUCUCUACGUGUUUUAUGUAGCCGCUUACGCUCUAAGUUCAAUAUUGUUCUUUAUAACAAUGUUCAUAAUGAAAGAUCCGAAGAAGAAGAAGCCCAAAGACGAAAGUAAUGUCGAAUCAAGCCGUCCGAAAAUUUUUGCUAUGGACAAACUGAAACCGCUAAAUUUACAUAGACGAAAAGUAUCAGAUGCAUCAACGGUCGUAGCCGAUACAAGAUUUUGAAUUGAUCGAAAUUGUUGAUCAUUUACGAUUGCUGUAAAUACUUUCUAUAUAAAUGUGACAAAGAUGUCUUCGAACUGACUUUAACUUAUGCAGAACAAUGUCUUAAUUUUGUAAGAUCGUUA